Messenger RNA from Daldinia childiae, 1020 nucleotides. RefSeq lists its product as uncharacterized. NCBI's taxonomy places the organism in Eukaryota, Fungi, Ascomycota, Sordariomycetes, Xylariales, Hypoxylaceae. The record is from RefSeq and is a predicted model, not a curated record. Bases 1 to 1020 code for a protein of 339 amino acids. The transcript has a single exon.
AUGAACUCGUCACAGGUGGCGGAAUUGAUCGCAGCGCAUCGACACAGUGUACGCGAGUUCGAUUUUGAGAAUGUUGUUUUAAUUAAUGAUGAUAGCUGGGAUGAUGCACUAGGACCUUUAUUGAACAAAUCGUCUCGUGGUAGCCGCUGGAUUCGACAGUCAAUGGCUACUAUUACUGAAGAUGCAAGCGCUCCUUCACCGGACCUAUCAGACAAUUUUAUAGAUGAUCUAUCAGGUGACUCGCCAGCUGUUUCGGCAGCGUCGCAAAAGCUUUUAGAUGUUGAUCUAAAUGGCGACGAGGAAGAUGAUGAUGAAUCAGCGGAACAAAAUGAUGAAUUUGAUCUUCCUUCUGACCUAGAGGCUGCCAGGCAAGCUAGUCUUUCGUUUCCAAACAAGCUUAAGAAGCGUAAAGUCACAAAGCGUCGUCGCAGAAGAAAGGAUAAGAACGAAUCUCGUGAAGAUGAUAAACACGAGUUUCAUUCACGUCAUCAUCACCGGCAACCUUCUAAAGAUUCUAUUGACCAGCCUAGUGAUGAACAUCGUCGUCAUCGCCGCCACCGACAUCAGAAACCCCAAGAAUCCUUUGAAAGGCAGCCAGAAAUUCAUGGUUUUGACCAAAGCCGUCGGCCCUCGGAUGAGUCCUUUGAAUAUCCUCACCAUCCGCUACAUUUAUCUAUCUCGCCACAAAGCUCUCAACAUCGCUUGUUUGGCGAAGUUGAGAGCAUUUAUUCAACCUCGUCGCGCCGUCUGUUUGGUGAAGUAUCGCAGCUCACUAACUCGGGAUCCGAGCCGGAGCUCACACACUCACCUGUUGAUGACUCAGACUCAGUCGUCGAUGAGUAUUUCCGCCCUAGUACACCUACCACUACACCGAUGGACAUAUCGGCACCUAUUCUUAGCACAGCACCUAGCAUGCCUGUAUUAUUAGAACCUCACGUUUAUGACCCCAUUGCGGAGCUAUGCUCCGAAAUCACGGCGUACAACGUGAUAUUGAAGCGGAAGAAGCGCAGAGGCGUGUAG